Molecule: messenger RNA, 1650 nt
Organism: Dromaius novaehollandiae (emu)
Lineage: Eukaryota; Metazoa; Chordata; Aves; Casuariiformes; Dromaiidae
Gene: FBXO8
Product: F-box protein 8
Exons: 6
Coding region: 233-1192 (319 amino acids)
Biological process (GO): regulation of ARF protein signal transduction
Molecular function (GO): protein binding; guanyl-nucleotide exchange factor activity
Source: RefSeq, a predicted model, not a curated record
AACAACGGCAAACGUCAAACCUUCCAGCCGAGAGGCGGCGGGGCGGCAGUGGCGGCGGCGCCCCCCCCCCCCCCGCGCGCCGGUGGGGCCUGCCCGGCUGCUCUCGCCCCUCCCUGCCGCCCGGGGCUGCGAGAGCCCCGUCCCACCCGGCGAGGCCCACGCACCGACUCGGGCCGGGCUCGUCGCGGCGGCGGUUGGGACCCGAGCUCGCGCAGGUACGGCAGGUUCGCAGAUGGGUCAGGGACUCUGGAGAGUUGCUAGGAACCAACAACUGCAACAUCAAGGAUAUAGUGGACAAGGCUAUCUUACCAGAGAACAUGGUAGGAGGAUAGCUACUAACAGUGUUUCCAAUACAAGCCAUCGCAAACAAGCCCAAGGAGGUAUUGACAUCUACCAUCUGUUGAAGACAAGAAAAUCUAAAGAACAAGAAGGGUUCAUUAACCUGGAGAUGCUGCCCCCAGAGCUUAGUUUUACCAUUUUGUCAUACCUGAAUGCAACUGAUCUCUGUCUGGCUUCGUGCGUCUGGCAGGAUCUUGCUAAUGAUGAGCUUCUCUGGCAAGGGUUGUGCAAAUCCACUUGGGGUCACUGUUCUAUAUACAAUAAGAAUCCACCUCUAGGAUUUUCUUUUAGAAAAUUGUAUAUGCAGCUAGAUGAGGGAAGUCUCACCUUUAAUGCCAACCCUGAUGAGGGGGUCAACUACUUCAUGUCCAAGGGCAUACUAGACGAUUCGCCAAAGGAAAUAGCUAAGUUUAUCUUUUGUACAAGAACACUAAAUUGGAAGAAGCUGAGAAUCUAUCUCGAUGAAAGGCGAGAUGUUUUGGAUGACCUUGUGACACUGCACAACUUCAGAAAUCAGUUCUUGCCAAAUGCACUGAGAGAGUUCUUCAGACAUAUUCACGCCCCUGAGGAACGUGGGGAGUACCUGGAGACUCUUAUAACAAAGUUCUCUCACAGAUUCUGUGCUUGUAACCCUGACUUGAUGAGAGAGCAUGGCCUUAGCCCUGAUGCAGUUUAUGUACUAUGUUACUCGUUGAUUCUACUUUCCAUUGAUCUAACCAGUCCUCACGUGAAGAACAAAAUGUCAAAACGAGAAUUCAUCCGAAAUACACGACGAGCUGCACAGAAUAUUAGUGAAGAUUUUGUAGGGCAUCUUUAUGACAACAUCUACCUUAUUGGCCAUGUGGCUGCCUAAAAGCACAGUUUGCUAGGACUUAAAUUUUGUAAUUUUCAAAAACUAAAUCUAGUGAAGAAAUUAAUUAUUUUGUAGAGAUGGGGGUUAUUUUAGUGCUGGUCAUUCUAACCUCUGUAUGCAAUCAAAGAUUGUGUGUGUAAGUGUGUGUAUGUGUAUUCUACCUUUUCUAUCAAUUUACCAUGGGAACUGAAGGACUUGGAGAUCUUUCUUAAUAUUUUUUAGUUUUGCACAAAACAAUGCGAUUUGUCUGACACAGCCAUUUAUGAAUGUUAAACUGACAUUACAGUCUAAGCUGACAAAGUGGUGGAAUUGUGCAUUAGAUUUGCUUGAAACUUUAAUAAGUUCAUUCUUUUAAAUAAUACCAUGUAAUGUGUAUAUAUUUAACUAAAGAGAUUUAUAAUCAUAAUUAUUUUAUUGUAAAAUAUUUUAACUAAAGUUUCUCCUUUGAUCUCUUAAAA